Molecule: messenger RNA, 727 nt
Organism: Arabidopsis thaliana (thale cress)
Lineage: Eukaryota; Viridiplantae; Streptophyta; Magnoliopsida; Brassicales; Brassicaceae
Gene: HTB9
Product: Histone superfamily protein
Exons: 1
Coding region: 70-522 (150 amino acids)
Cellular component (GO): nucleus; chromosome; nucleosome
Molecular function (GO): protein heterodimerization activity; DNA binding; structural constituent of chromatin
Source: RefSeq, marked reviewed
AGAUAUCAAAAUCACUCAGAUCUGUGCUUCUUCUUCUUCACCCAGAAAAGUAAAACAAAAGUCAAAACAAUGGCGCCGAGAGCAGAGAAGAAGCCCGCGGAGAAGAAACCAGCCGCCGAGAAACCAGUAGAGGAGAAAUCAAAAGCCGAGAAAGCUCCGGCGGAGAAGAAACCAAAAGCCGGCAAGAAACUCCCGAAGGAAGCCGGGGCCGGCGGCGAUAAGAAGAAGAAGAUGAAGAAGAAGAGUGUGGAAACUUACAAGAUCUACAUCUUCAAGGUUCUGAAACAAGUUCAUCCAGAUAUUGGUAUUUCAAGCAAGGCUAUGGGUAUUAUGAACAGUUUCAUCAACGACAUCUUCGAGAAAUUGGCAUCGGAAUCUUCAAAGCUCGCUAGGUAUAACAAGAAGCCGACGAUUACUUCUCGGGAGAUUCAGACUGCUGUUAGACUCGUUCUUCCUGGUGAGCUCGCUAAACACGCUGUUUCUGAAGGAACCAAGGCUGUUACCAAAUUCACAAGCUCUUGAAUUAGUAAAUUAGGGUUUGUAUACUCUGAAUUUGAUUCUGAUGUUGUCAUAACUUGUGUUAGGAUUUCUCUUUCGUUUUAUUAAGCUUUAAUUAUCAUUCUCCGUUGUAAAGUAAUCUUAUGAAUCUGUCUUCGAAUCAAAAGUUCUGGUUGUUAAUGGCUCAAUGUUGUUCUCUUGUUUAAUCAAUGUAGAAUCAUGAGAAUCA